Molecule: messenger RNA, 696 nt
Organism: Aureobasidium namibiae CBS 147.97
Lineage: Eukaryota; Fungi; Ascomycota; Dothideomycetes; Dothideales; Saccotheciaceae
Exons: 1
Coding region: 1-696 (231 amino acids)
Source: RefSeq, a predicted model, not a curated record
AUGCCUCCUUCACUUAGCCAACAGGCAGAAGAACGCAACACAGAUUCGAGACGAGAGUACUCCUCUUCGUACCGCGACUGGUUACGUGAACAACUCGAUGCUCAAGCACAUCAUGGUGAUGCAAGACGGGGACUGCUGUCAUCCAACACGGCCUCGCAAGUACACACCAUCUCUCGAUCGACACUUCGACGCUUUCGCAAGAAUGCUCGCAAGCAUGGUCAUCUCGAUCACUUUUUGCGCGAAGCCGAUGACGCUUUUGCCGAUGAGAUGACCGAGGCUUAUGGUGUUUCGAGAAAACCGGUGCCGUUGUUGAUUCCUCUCUGUGCUGCUGGGAUCUAUCUUGCCGUCUAUGCUGUACUUCUCAGAGAGGGUUGGAGAAAUCAAGCUUGUUGGGAGUCGUACCGCAGGGGGCUUACUACCAUCAUGCAAAGGGUCGCCAGGAGAAUGGGUGUGGAUACUACGUUACCGGUUAUGUACUUGGAAGUAACGGAGUACGAUUUGCCUGGAGGUCUGGGAGAUUACGAUAUCGUUGGGAGAGUUAGCGAGUAUGCGGAAGGCAUGGAGACGGAGUCUGUUCUUCCUCCUCCCCUUGCUCCUAGAAGAAGCGUAUGGCCUCAAGCAUCUUCGGCAGUACACAGUAGCUAUGGCAGGCGGGUAGAAGCCAGUGCGACAGGCGCCUCUAUUUACCUUCAAUAA